This is a messenger RNA of Arabidopsis lyrata subsp. lyrata, 990 nucleotides long. RefSeq names its product MATH domain and coiled-coil domain-containing protein At3g44790-like. NCBI's taxonomy places the organism in Eukaryota, Viridiplantae, Streptophyta, Magnoliopsida, Brassicales, Brassicaceae. The coding region runs from base 1 to 990 and encodes 329 amino acids. The transcript is spliced from 4 exons. Gene Ontology annotation, molecular function: protein binding. The record is from RefSeq and is a predicted model, not a curated record.
AUGGGGAAUGAGAAAUUCACUUGGGUGAUUAAGAAUUUCUCAUCUUUGGGAUCGAAGUCAGUUUCCUCUGAUGAAUUCGUGUUCGGUGGCUGCAAAUGGUUUCUUAUGGGGUAUCAAAAUGCUAAUUAUUUGGCUCUCUUUCUGGUUGUUGCUGGUUUCAAAACUUUGCAUGGUGGAUGGAAUAGACUCAUAAAUUAUCGCUUAACUGUUGUAAAUCAAGUCUCCGAGAAACUCUCCCAACAACGAGGACAAACACAGUGCUGGUUAGAUCGCAAAAAUUUUCUCCACGGAUAUCAAGAAAUGAUAUCCCUUACCAAACUUAAUGCCAAAGAAGGUGGAUUUCUUGUGAAAAAUGAAGUCAAGAUUGUUGCGGAGGUUUAUGUUCUUCAAGUUAUUGGCAAUUUAGAUGUUUUAGAGGGAUCUCAAGACGUAACUAAACCUCUGAAAAGGAUAAGGCUAAAUGAUGAUGGUGCAGCGUCUAGUCAUUUGCAAACCAUGGAUGUCAAUGGGUUUCAAGUGGAAUCUGUGAAACGUAUUUUCGAAAGCCACCCAGAAAUGGCAUUAAUGUUUCGAGCAAAGAACCAACAAUUGAGGACUUCAUGCAUAAAUGUCCUCCUCAACCUAAUCGAGACGAUGUGUGUGUCACUGCAAGACCUUUCCAUAUAUGACUUGGGCCAAGCAGAGCAAGCACUAACAUACCUGAAUAAUUCGGGAUUUAAGGUGGAAUGGUUGGAGCGUAAACUGGAGGAAGUAAAGGAAAAGAAGAUGGAAGAGCACAUUGGUAAGUCUCGGAUGCAAGAAUUAGAGAAUGACCUGAAGGUCUUCAAGCAGAAGUGCUCUGACAUAGAAGAUCUACUGGAGAAAGAGAAGGAAGAACUCAAGAACUUGAAGAAAAAGUGCUCGGACACAGAAGAUCUACUCGAGAAAGAGAAGACAAAGGUGUUGGCCGCCGCCAGAGCUCCUCCUCUAACGUUGAAUGAUUUUGUCUGA